Molecule: messenger RNA, 2538 nt
Organism: Acanthosepion pharaonis
Lineage: Eukaryota; Metazoa; Mollusca; Cephalopoda; Sepiida; Sepiidae
Source: the annotation of a GenBank genome assembly
AUGCUCUCUCUCUCUCUCUCUCUCUCUCUCUCUCUCUCUCUUUAUCUCAUACUUAUUCUCUCACGACCUCUCUGUCUUUAUUUCUCUAUCUCUUUUGCGGAUUUUGAUUUCCUCUUUGUUCGUCCUCUCUUAACGGUGUCCCGGUUAAGUUCGACCUUCACUUGUAUCGUUCCUAUGUGGAAUUCUUCGUCGCCCCCGCCGUGGACGUGUCCCUGUUUUAUUUGCUUUGUUUUGUUUCUCUCCGGUGCUGCUGUUCGUUCUGUUCCUCCUAAUCUGUUUGGCAUAUUUUUCAGCUAUUGGUUUUAUUCCUGCUUUAAUUCAUUGAGUCAUUUUGAUCAUAUAAGUGUCCAUCGUAUUCUCAGCAUCCUUGUGCAUUCUUAUCGUCUUUAUCGCUUUCGUAUUUUUUCUUCUCCAUAUUUCUGUUCAUUUCUUUAUCAUUAUUCUUUCUUUCUUUUCCUUUCAUUGUUUUCCUUCAUUUUUCUUUGCUCUUUCUACUUUAUCGUUUUCGUAUUUUUCUUCGUAUUUUUUCUUCAUUUUUUCCUUCUUUCCUUUCUUUUUCAUUCUUCUUUUUCCUUUUAUUCUUUACAUUCAUUUUUCUUUCUUCUUCCUUUUUUUUCCUUUCUUUAUCGUCUUCUUUUUCUCUUCUGUUCUUUUUUCUUUGUAUUAUUUUCUUUCUGUCUUUGUUUCUUUGUUUCAUUCUUUAUUUCAUUUUUUUCACUCAUUUUUUUCUUUCUUUUCUUUUUUUUAAAAUUUUCUCUCUUUCCUUCAUUCUUUCUUAAUAUCCUUUUUACUAUAUUUCUUUCAUUCUGUCAUUUUCUUUUCCCAAGAUAUUUUUCUCUCUCUUUACUUCAAAUUGUUCAUUGUUCGAAAGCAUUUGAUUUUUUUUAUGAACCCAUUCCGACAUCUCGGCCUUGUCUCUUUCCUCUUCAUCAUUUCCUUCUCUCUUUACGCCUUCACUUUAUUCCUUUCGUUCCUUUGUUCCCUCUUUCAUUUACCUUCGGCUUCCUUUUGUCUUUAAUCCCUUUCUUUAUAUUUCCUUCCGUUUUCUUUUUCUUUUCUUUUUUUUUCUCUCCCUUGCCAAAUACGUGCCUCUGGUUGAAAACCGAUCUCAGAAUCACGUCCUCCACUAACAAAAGAAUAAAUGCAGAGAAAAUGCCCGUCUCCCGGGCCUACCUCCCCUCAAUAGAACGCUCAAUAUUUUUUUCCCCCCCGACAGCCCCAUCAUACUUUCGUUCUUUCGCACGUUCCCCCGUUAGCAGCUCUUGUGCACCCGCCCGCAUUUUAAUCAUAUUUUCUUGUCCUCUUUUCCCACAUCUAUUCUUCAUUUUCUUUCUUUCUUUUUCUCUCUUUCUUUCUUUCUUUUUCUCCCUUUCUUUUUCUUUCUUUUUCAUUCUUUCUUUCUCCUUUCUUUCUCCCUUUCUUUCAUUCUUUCUUUCUUUCUUUCUUAGCAUUAGCUACCUACAUGUUUUUGUGCUCUCUUCUUUAUUUUGUCCCUUUUUCCUUUUCUUCUUUAUUUCUUUUUUUCCUGUCCUCUUUUUUCUUCUACUCCGCUUUUCCCUAUUGGUAACAUUUCCUCCUCCGCAACCUUCUUUCUUUCUUUCUUUCUUUCUUUCUUUCUUGAACAAUCAUUACCAGGUGGCUAUUUGUCAUCGUUCUAUAUCUCCCGUAUUGUUAUUGUUUCUUCUUCUUCUUCUUCUUCUUCUUCUUCUUCUUCUUCUUCUUCUUCUUCUUCUUCUUCUUCUCCACAUCCUCCUCCUUCUUCUUCUUCUCCUCCUCUUCUUCGAUUGCUUUCACAUGCAUAUCGUCUUCAUAUCACUCACUUUGUCAAUUUUUCUCUUUCUUCCUCAUUCUAAUUUUUAUCCUUUCUUUCGCAUUCUUCUCCUUAGUCUGAUCAUGUCUUUUUGUUAUUUUCUUAGUGUUUUUCCUUUUCUCGUAUUUUCCUGUUUAAAGAUGUAUUAUUUACUUCUCUUCUAUUCUUCUGAUUCCUCCAUCUUUUCUCAUCGCUUCUUCCAUUUCAGUCUUCAUCCUUUUUCGUCAAUGUUGUCCUCCAUGUUUUCAAACACCAUUUGUAGCUAUAAUUUCUAUCCAUUCUUCAUCAUCAUCAAACAGAUCUCCUUCCAUUCAUUUUCUGCUUCUUCCUUCUAUCUACUCGCUUUUCGUUCUUUAACAAACUUUCUCUUUUCUUUUAAUUUCUCUUUCGUAUUCUUCCCACUAAUCGAGCAACGAAAGGAAACGUUAGGCUCGCUGGAUCAUUCUCAGAUGAAGCUAACUAACUGCUGUUUUCGGGGAUAUUCGUUGCUUCCUGUACUAGAAUAUGGCUGUCUAUUUAAAUUAUUAUUUCCUUCCUCUCUCUCUCUCUCUCUCUCUCUCUCUCUCUCUCUCUCUCCCACUUUUGCUCCCUUUUCCUUGACUUCUUUCUAUUCGCGUUCUAUUCAUUUUUGUAGACCUUCAACAAAUUCUCUUUCUUUCUCUUCUUUUAUUUUAAUUUUUUCAUUCAUCUUUUAUUCCUUAAUUUUUUUUAUCUUUUUUAUUCCUUAA